AAAAAAAUAAAGCGAAAAAGAGAAAAAAAAUAAAGCAGAAAGAAAAAAAGAUUCCUGAAAGAAAAAAGAAACAAGAAAAAAAAAUAGAAAAAGAAAAAGAAGAAUACAAAAAAGAAGAAAAAAAAGAAGGAUACAAAAAAGAAGAAAAAGAAAAUGCAGAAAAGAAGAAAAAGAAGAAUAUAAAAAAAAAAAAAAAAAGAUACAAAAAAGAAGAAAAGAAAUAA
Molecule: messenger RNA, 224 nt
Organism: Racocetra fulgida
Lineage: Eukaryota; Fungi; Glomeromycota; Glomeromycetes; Diversisporales; Gigasporaceae
Source: the annotation of a GenBank genome assembly